AUUUUAGAUUGCUCAAAUCCAACAUGGCGAAUUAUCGAAAGAUGCGAAAUGACAGAUUAGUAGAUCCUUAUAAAAACUGCAAGUAAAGAAAGUUUUAUUGAUCUUGGAAUCUUUCAAUAUGGACUUUGACACGCCUACGUUGUUAUACAGUGAAGAGGAAUAUGGACGAACGCCUAAAAAUCACAAGUCCAUAUUUAUCUAUGAAUGGUUGAGGAAUCUUGAAGACAACGUCCCUGUUGCUUCAAAGGUAUCACUUUCUUUGAUUUAUUUUCAAUUUCCUUUCCUGCGUCUAAAGAUCUUUCCCUUUUCAGUUGCUCUGUAUUUUUAUCACCUAGGCUCUUUUUGGUGGAACUGUAGAAUACCUGGCCAUUUCUAACAAAAUUAAUACCAGCAGUACUUAAUACCCAUUAAAAGGCUGGACCUGCAAUUUAAAUAUAUUGUGUACAUUGUAGCUCCAAAUGAAAUUCUGGUUAAAACGGUUUCAAGCUAGUUUGGUUACAUGAAUGUCGUUUUUUUGUUGUUUCCUUACCCUUGCAGUGAUGAGGUUGAAAUGGCAUGGUAAAUUUACUAUGUAUUAGACAGCUCUUAUAUCACUUCUUUUCUGUCUUAUCCUCUUACAAAGAGUUUGUUAGGAAAAAUUUCCCUCGAAUGCAGGUCUUAAUAAUUCUCUUAAGGUAAAACGAGUUAAUGAAGGGAUUUCAAGGAUGUGCUCUAGCAGAGCCCGGUGGCCUGUGGCGCCUAACUCUUGUUCUCAGGUGACUAGAAAAUAUUUGCUUCUUCAUAGAAAUCAUAUGCUGGGCACACUGGAUUUCACAAGUUCAGAGCACUGGCUCCCUUCAAUUUUUCUUAGAGCACAGCCUUGGAUUUUGUUUAAAUGCUGCACAACUUUAUGAUAAAUAUGGGUUUAGAAUUCCAAUGAUCUUCAUCAUACUCAGUGUACAUAAUUAUGUGAAUUUAUUUAUCUCUUGAGAUAAGAUUGUUAGAACAUUUUUGUGUUCAUCCUAUAGGCUCAGAUUAAAGAUUCACAACAGAAGCUUGAGGUGCAGCUCUCUAAACAGCUGACUGAAAUUCUUGGCCCUCCUACCAGACAGCUGUUAGCGAAAUGUUAUGCAUUGCUUUACAGUGUGGGUAACACAUUCACAAUGUAUGAAACAGUCAAUAAGUGCAGUGAUAUUAUCAAGUCAAAGGAUGAAUCCCAGUCUUAUCUUCCAGUUAAACUGUAAGUUUUGUGUAAUUUUUGUUUUUAGAAAGGACGUGCCUGCAACCUGGUCACCUUUUCAGCAGAACAGACAGACCAAAAAAGUUGUUGACAAACAUCAUGUGGACUGAAAAUUUUCUAAAUCAAUGUGCAAAUCUUAAGCUACAAAAUGAUAGCUUAGCUUUGGUAUUUGAUCCAUCCAGUCAUCAUGUCUGACCACUGGUAGUUUUGCCAUUGAACAUGGGCAAAUUUCAGUGGGACAUUUUCUCAUGACCAGCUGUUGGAUGUAUUUUUUACUGUGGUAUAUGGUAAAAAGCGUCUUUGAUUGGAUGCUAAGGGAUUAUUAUUUCUAGGUUAAUAUGGUUAAUUUUUUAUUUCUGUUAAUUUUUGUGUUUCCUUUGUUUCAAAUUCAUUAGCAUAUUUUACCAUACCCAAAAACGAAGGAAAAACAAACUAUAAUUAAGCAAAAUAACAAUGAUACAGUUCCAAAAAUUGAUUUUUAUUGAUAAAUAUUGAGUCACUGAUUUUUCUUCUAUGCCUCAUUACCUUCUACUUGCUACAACGGCAGCAGGAUUAGCUCAGUUGGUAGAGUGCCUGAUUGAAGAGAAGGAGGUCGUGGGUUUAAUAUUUCCUAGGGCCAGACCAAUACUCUGGGUCUUAAAGUAACUGAGAAAUGAAGGUACUGACUUUGCCCUGCAAAUGGCUGGAUCUUCGCAUGGUUCGGAUGACCACAUAAAAUGGCGGUCCCAUCUCCAGAAAGGGGGUGUGAAAAUAGUGUCCCCAACAAGUACUUUUGUGCUAAUACAUUGACUCUCAAAUAAAGUGCAGUUUUUUUUUCCAAAUCUUUUUUUCAUUUGUCAUUUUCAGAUUUCCAUUGAUUCUGCCAGUGUUUCUCAGAAACAAAAAAAUCCAGAAUAUUAUUUUGUUUAAUGGCAAUGUUAUGUUUUUUACUUUGGUAUCAUCAUAUUACUUUUAUAGAACUGCAGUGACUUGCAUCGGAGCCAUCUAUGAAAAAUUGGGAAGAAUGGUAAAUCUAUAUUGACUGUGUCAUUAUUGUUUCUCUCAGUGGCUUUUGAAAAAAUAAUAAAUUAUUUUUAUAACAAGGCUGAUUAUUAUACAACAGUAUUUCAUUGUUCUUGUUUGUUAACAGGCAGGUGGAUCAUUUCAGGAGACAGUACAGACUUUAAUCAAAGCCAUGAAAAAUGCAGAGGUGCUUUUAAUUUACAGUAAUUUGAAGGAUAUUAAUGUAAUAGCUCAUUCAAAGUGCUAAAUAUUUACGUAGUUAUUGUAAAUGUUAAGAUUGUAAUUUCUUGUAUAUUCAAGCUACAACCUGUUAAACCUGUCAACCAAAAAUAAUUGCAGUGUUUAGACACUUCACCAAAAAAUUGUUUUCUUACUUCAUUGUGCCACAAAGGCAGAAUUCUUAUGUUUACAACAUCAAUUUCUCCACCCCUGCCUUUUUCAGGGUUGGCCUUGCAAGUUUGAAAAUGAUCUUGGAAUCCUUGCAAUUUUGAUAAUACUAUAUAUGUUCUUGAAGAUAUUAGCCUUUCUGGAUACUCUGAAAUUCAAGUAUAAAUGAAGUUCGUAAGAUUCGAUAUCAGGCUUACAUUUACAUGUACAGAGAAAUGUGCUACAUUUUCAUUGACACUGCCAAUGAGUGCAAUAAGACUUUUUUUUUAUUUGAUAGCUGGGAAGAUGUACUUAAAGAGGAUGAAUUUUGCGAAUUGUGAAGAAUCAGGAUUUGGCCAAGCAUAAAUCAUUACUUUGUAAAAAUUUUCAUUUGAAAAGUUAUGGGCAAAGGCCAAGAACCUUUUUAUUACCUUAAAAUCAAAUAGGACAGUGUCUAAUAUGGCCUUUCUAGUUCCAUUUGCUUUUCCCUUUUACUAGCUCACUGACAUAACCCAACAGUAUUAAUUUUGAUUUGUCUAGUCCCAGGGACGCUGUGAAAUUAUGCUGUGUCUUGAGCGGGUUCUACGGGGUCUUGGAAGUAAUGGUGCUAUGAUACAUAGGGAUGUUUACAAAGCAGUUCGGGGAGCUUUAACAGACAGAAGCAUGUCUGUUCGUUGUGCAGCAGCAAAGGUAUGCAAGAUCACACUGUUUUUCACAGUGCAGGAAAAUACUCUAAAGGCUGCAUUUGGAACAUUGACAUUGACUUUUAAACACCAUUUCCUUACCACUUAAACAUGCUUUUCUGUAUUUCAGUGUACCUUGGAGUUAAUGAAGCAGGCCAACUUUUUGUAUACCAGUGAACUUGAAAACAUGACAUCAACUUGUUUCAAAGCAUUGGAAGGAUCCAACUAUGAUGUGCGUGUUUGUAUUGCUCAACUGAUUGGUUCAUUAAUGGCCAUGACGCAGACUCCUUUAACUCCAGCAACAGGGAAAGGUAAAAAGACUGUCAGUCCCUGCAGUCUGGAGGAAGUGUUUGCAUCUAUGUCAGGGGGAUUCCUGCGUGGAGGAACAGGUUUCUUAAAGGGGGGCGGUGGAGAACUGCUCAAGAGUACUGCACCACGUGAAGUAAGAGUUGGUGUAACACAGGUAAGCAAGGUUCUCAGAAUCUUUUUUGUCAAAAUUGCUUCAUUUUUUCAAUGGCUGCAACAGUUCAUACCAGUAACAUGGCCACCAAUAUUCCUUACUAAACUUCCAAUUUAAACUGUUACAUAUAUUGCCAUGACUCUGUGCUUUGAUAACCUUGUGGUGGUCGACUUGAGGAAGAUUACAAUCAUGUAUGGCCAUGUUGGUUGUGGCCAUCUCUAUUGCCUACUCUAGUUUGUAGUUAGUCUCAGUGGUUGAUCAAGUUAAGUUUUGAGUGAAUAUUGACUCCGUUCUCAACUUUAUUCCUGAUGCUCGAUUCCUGCAAGAGUUGAAUUAAGAUUGCAAACUUUCUUUUGAUUGGUAGAGUACGUGUAUUUAUUUGAUUACCAGGCAUAUGUGGUGUUUUUUACUGAAAUGGGCGGAGUUUGGGUGCAAAGAAAUAUGAGCCUGAUUCUUAAGCAUGUGCUUGAGCUGCUUUCAAGCCCCAAGGCAACACAGACCCAUGUGGAGGCUGUCUAUUCCAGGCGCUGUGUUUCAUUUAUUCUGCGUGCCGUGCUUGGAAGACUCCUUGGUGAACCAGCUCAGUUGGAUGCAGCUAAAGAACUGUGCAACUUGAUAACCAAACAGAUGAACAUGGUGAAUGAAGCUGUGCAUGGUGCUGCUGAUAGCAGUUCCUCUGCAAGUGUUAUUCAAAGUAUGGAUGAUGUGAUUAGUACACAGCAUGUUCUUGUCUGUGCACUGCAAGAGCUUGGAUGUCUAGUACAAGGACUCAGUACAAACGGCAUGUCUCUCAUCCAUGAGAAUUUGCUAGAUCAUGUCCUAUCAGUACUGCUGCACCCAGCUCCUGCUGCGCAGUUGUUAGCUGCUUGGUGCCUGAGGUGUAUAACAGUUGCUGCUCCAUCACAGGCAACACCCUUGAUUGAUAGGUGUAUUAAUCGCAUUAGUUCUCUCAAGUCAUCUGGAGAGGCUGUCGGAGGUUAUGCACACACACUGGCAGCUCUUGUUGGUGGAGUUUAUCAGUGUCCACUGGGGAUUCCACAUGCAAAAGGAAGGGUGAGGUUGCUCUUCAAUCAUUUUUUUGACUACCUAAAGUGAGAAAAUAUAAUGAUAUUUAGAACUUUCCUGUGUCAGUAAGUUCAUGUACAAGACUGCUGACUGCAAAGCUUCUAAAACACUUGACUUGUAACGUUGUUGCAGUGCAGUCCCAUAAUUAUUGUACACCCCUAGAUCCAUGCCUGGGGGAUAUUGUUUUUCAUUUAACCACCAUGUACAGUGUAUAUAUUAUUUAUCUAUUUAUCUAUUUAAUUUUUGUUAGGCCAUAUUCAAUGUUGCAGAUGAACUCCUGAAAACAGCUACCCAGAAUCCUAGACUUGCAUUACACAAAUCUAAAGCAGGCUGGAUUUUGUUAGGGGCUCUGAUGACAUUAGGUGAGUAGGUACUGUGUAUUCUCCACUAUGAAAACCAUUCCAUCAUAGUUGGAAAGCUUUUGUCUCACCCUGGUAACCUGGUCUAGAAAAUAAUUUCCAGUGUUUCUGGAGUUGUAAAUACAUGUAAUGUUGGCCAACAGAUAUAUAGGGUAUUACCUAUUAAUUGUCUUGCAGCCAUGUGAAAUUUCUAGAAGCAUAAAUUUUGACAAUGUAGCUGUUGUGGUUCAAAAUAAUCUUUGGUUUGAAUUUUUUUUUAAAGUUACCAGUUUAAAGUUUUCAAACUGGUUUGAAUUUUUCAAGCUGGUUAGAAAUUUUUAGACACAUUACUCAUUCUCAUUGAUUUUUACCUCUCCUUGUAAAAUACGGUGUGAAAUAAACUUGUGACAUCAAGGUCUCACAUUUUAGUAAGCGUUCAUUUUAGUGAUUAGGGUUAAGCAUUUAUUUCAAAUGGUUAGCCUUCAUGUAAAGUCAUGGCCACAGCACAGUUUCAGUGACUGCGCUUAAGUGCUCAUUUUAGUGAUUAAGUUAGGCCUUUAUUUCAAAUGGUUAGCUUUCAUGUAAGGCUAGGGAUAGCAUUUGGCACCCAGUUUUGUGAUUGGGGUUAAGUGCUUUGUUAGAAUGGUUUGGGUUAUGCUAUGUGAAAAGCAAGUUUUUCUAGUUGCCGGAAGACAAAAGUUAGACACCUGAGGCACCCAGACUCUGCUAGAGCAAAGUCCCGUGUGCAAGUAAGAAAUAAGAAACAAGAAAUACUUGGCUUUGUGACAACAAUAAAUAUUUAUUUUUGAUUCUCACUAGGCCCAUCAGUUGUCAAACAUCAUUUGCCACAGAUGCUGACAUUAUGGUCAAAUGCCUUUCCUAAAACAGUGAAAGACUUUAAUGAAGAGAAGAACAGAGGUGAUGCUUACACAUGGCAUGUUACUCUUGAGUGCCGAGCAGGAGCACUGUGCUGUAAGUUCAAGUGUCAUGCUGUGAUAUAUUAUUGGAGUUACAUUGCUGUUACUAGUGUCAAACACAUGGCUCUUUUGAUCUAUGAGUCAGUGUCUCAAAGUCAGUUGCUGAGUCAAGCAUCCAAAACUCAUCUUUUAGAAAAAAUUAAUAAUGCUUUUGUGAAAUGAAAAUGUGCAAGUUACCAGAAGUAAGCAAUUGAAGGAAAGAAGACUUCAUAAUGAUUAGCUUACAGGUUGUGUGUAUUUCUUUGUUAUUUUUUUCUGAAUUUCAGCCAUGGCCAGUUUUUGUGCUUCCUGUUCUGCUCUACUUAAUGAUGACCUGACUCGUCACCUCUUGGCUACUACAGAUGCAUGUUUAGCUAUGAUACCAAGGUAAAAUAUUUCAAGAAAAACAAACUCAUGCUAAGUUAAUUUUUUUGCUCUUAUCAGGAGUCUCAUGUCGCAUUUGAUAAAAAAGUUUAGUAGGACGGUUCUUUGCAUGGUGAAUUAGCAAAACCAAUCUGCACCACUCAAAGUUUUCAAUGUUUCUGCUAUUCAAGGGAGCGGAUACAAAUACUAAUUAGUUCUUGCGUAGAGUUUGCUGAAGUGUACGUUGUACAUGCACCUUAAGUGUCUUGUUCUUUUUCUUCAUCACUUGUGAUGAGAAAAGGCUUUUGGACCAGGUAAACUCUAUAGCAUCCAGCAAAUCAUGGUUAGCACCUCACAAUUCUUCCAGUUGACUAGGAGAAACUCUGUAGUUCCUUGAAUGGCAGUUGUUGGAUUAAGUGGAUCUCAUGCCCAAAACCCAAGAUCCUUAUCACAAACUGGCAAAAAAUAUGGGACAUGUACUCUGACAAUCCCUUCAAUUCUGUUCGCUGCCUUAGAGUCAGUUGCCUUUUAUUGCAAUCUAUUACACUGAUAUCUACCUUCGACUUGGAGAAGAUGACUUCUUUUACAGCACGGUCCUUGUCCUGGUUAAGUCCAUCAAGGACUGUGGUCAAUAGUCGUAAAUAUACACUGGCAUGUGAAGUCUUGGAAGACAGUGUCACCAUUUGUCCAACAUGAUCGGGUCUCCACGAGAACCAAACGUCGUUUACUGCCAGAGCUCUAAGUUGCCCGUCCUUGUGUCACCGAUAUAUGUUGCUUUGAUUCUAGGACACCACUAUGCUUAAUAACAGCUUCAGAUGGACUUACAUGGUGCUCAUAAGCAAUAUAAAGCAACACAAAACAAAGUCAAGUGAAGAAUGAUCCUUGCAGUUGUGAAUGCAAUUUAUGCAAUUGCCUAAGGAGCCCGAAAAAAAUUAAGGAAUUCAACGGGAUCUGAACCCGUGACCAGCUCUCAACAUCAGUGGCUUCAUAGCUUAAGUGGUUAGAGCAUCGCUCGGGUAUCGUGAGGUCACGGGUUCAAAUGCUGUUGAAGUCCCAAAUUUUUUUAAGGCUUCUUACGCAAUUGCAUAAAUUGCGUUCACAACUGCAAAGAUCAUUCUUGACUUGAUUUCAUUUCCACAGUUCUUAUAUAUGAUUUGUCCCAUAUACUUUUGUCACAACAUAAUGACAAAGUGUCCCCCUUUACGGUAACCCUAGGGUGGGGGACUUAUGCUACUAUCGGAAAUAAUAAUAGUCUUAUACAUUUAAAUGAAUACUACGUAACACAUUUGCGUUUGUUUAGCUUUCCUCAGAUAAUCAAGCAGCAUGGGAAUCAUUUGAAGGCCAGUUCAGCUAUUGUCAGAUUACGAUUAUAUUCAGUACUUUCUCUUCUGCGACCAAAGCUCUAUGAAGGUUUGUACCCUAGCAAGACCUUAAGGAAAGCUGUUCCAAAGAGGAGAAUAGUUCCUUGUGUUUGAUCAUGGCAUUUCACCUCCGCUUUUGCAUUGUCUGAUAUCACUUUCCUUGUCCAACAUACUUGCACUAAUAAGCUAGUGUAUUUGAUAUUGUAUAUUUAUGACCCUUCGGGAGGUAUUCUAACACUUUCACGUGGAAUUAGCUGAUGCUUCCAAAUUUGAACUAAGGCUUAUACAAAGUGUUUGACAUAACUGGAGUACUAUUGUUAAUCAGCUCUCGUUUAGGGAAACUCUAAUCUUUAUAUAAUGCCGAAAAAGAAAAAUAAUAACAUACUGGAAAACAGUUUUUUUGAGAGAUAUCAUUUUGUCAACAAGCUCACGAGUUGGUACAUCAGUACUUCUCCUUUAUAGGUGUUCUUACACAAACUGUAGAUACACGUACACAUAACAGCCGUGAGAUAAGGUGAGGUGUGUGGAAUCGUCAACGGGAGACUUUCUUUAGCCUUGUCUUAAAAGUAUAUUUUAUUUUUAAUAGCAUUAACUUUAAAAGCGAAAAUCGGUUUUCACUUUUGGUGUGUACACCCCAAUAUAUUUUUUCCUGUGCACCUCUGUAGGAAGCUUUCAUUCUCUGUUGCGCUGCUUGGUGGCAGAAUUCACUUUGGCAGAAAAUCCUGCCAUGACAACUACAUCGCUACUGCGCACUGUGUGCCACAAGGAUGAUUCUAUUCUGCUUGGCUCAUGGCUUCAGGAAACAGACCACAAGUUUGUUGAGGAGCAGGUGUGUAAAACGUCAAGCAGAGUCUUCUGUUUGAGUUUGAAAGUAAUCUGAUGUUGCUGGAUGAACAAAAGUUCAAAUGUUUGCAUCGUUAUUUAUGUGUGCACUGUAUCUACUACUUGCUUUUAAAAACCUGAUCUUUUUCUUUUCUUAUUCCAGCUUCAAACCAAUAGUGCAUCAGGAUCUGGAUCUCUUGAACAUGAUCCAUCAUGUAUAUUUGAACGCUGCCCUGAGGUAUACUUGUCAAACAGCGGACAUUUUUAUUUUAUUUGCAAAAUAUUAUCGGCAGUUUCUGUCGAUUUUUGUCACUUCUGCAUUUUCCUGGUUAAAAACAUAGUUACUAGAGAGCAAUGGUUAUGAAGCCCGUCAGAUGUUUUUGUGGACCUGACGAUACACAACGUUCAAUAGAAUUCCUAUCAUUUUGACUGAUCUUAUUGGCAAAUAAAAACGUCACAUUGAUUUCAGAUUGUUCCGUCAUAUUUUGUUAACGAAAAAAAUGUUGUUCUUAUCUUCAAAUUCGAUGUUUGCCGUCUUUCUCAACCAGUCUUACUACACUGUAUGUUGAAAACUGCUGGGUACUUUACUUUCCACCUUCAGUUGUUCAAUUUAAUAACUUUGUCUGCCCUUUCAAAACUGUUUGUUUUGUGUAUGUUGAAUAAACCAGAGCAGCCGUGCAUUUGAGCUUCCAAUAUUGACAGAUGAUGACAGUGUUUCUUUAAAACUUUUGUAACUGUAAUGUCAACUAUUUUGCGGCUUAAGAGUAGAACCAUUGGGAAAAGAAUCAUAAGGGUGGUCAGUUUGUCUGUUAACAAGUUGUCCGAAUCAUAGGGUAGAGAUGUGAAAGAUAUGAUAAUCAGCGUUUCACAAGAGUAGACAAGUAAUUUCUUUUUCACCCGCUUGAGACGUGCUGAUUAUCACAUCUUAAACAUUCAUUUACUGAGCUCAAAAAUGAAAAUUGCCCGGCAUCUUUCUUUAUUUAUCACAACAGGGUGAAGAUGUUCCUGGCCCGCUGCCGUUAGGUGUGGCAGUCAUAGAUUGGUCCAUCAAACUCUUUGGAGCUGUGUUCCCAUAUGUUGCACAAAAGCACCGCAGUCAGCUGCUGGCUCAUUUUGCUGAGUGUAUUCGGCAGGCCAAGUCAUCAAGACAACAAGCGAUACAAACCAACAUCUUGACAGCAUUUCUCGUUUCCCUGAAGGUAUUGCCAGUACACCUUCUUAAACAAAUUCAAAACAUUCCUCCCAUCUCUGCGUUAAGUUCCCAUCUGUAAAACAUUUGCCUGUCCUUGAACAGUUGCCGCUGCAUAUGAAGGGAUGCUUACUCUCGACUAGCAGAUAUUCUUUAUAAAAGCAGUUGUCAUAUGUUGAGUGGUAUUUUUGCGUAUUCUAUAUUUUUGAGUUGCAGUAGUAGUUCGGCGAUUCUGUCUUUGAAUAACAAACCUGUGGAAUCUUCCACGAUUUUCUCCAGUUUCUCGCUGUCAAAGCAGCUGAAUCGCCACGUCACGUAUCCCUCUUUCUGUUAAUAUCAUUACAAUUGACGACAAUUGUAUCGAUCCAGCCUCCUCCUUCACAGGCAACUCCGGUUACACGAUCCAUAUGGGCGAUUCUUCUCUAAAUUUGUUCAACGCUUGCUGAUUUUGAAAAAUUAUCCGGGGGGGAUUCAAAGCCAAUCAGAAAAGGAGAAUGAAUUGUUUUGAACGAAUAAUGGGUGGGUAAUGGGUGGUGGACCUUAUUACUGGAGGUAAUAACUAUGACCAAGAUAGCUGUUAGGGAAACAUACAAAGUAAAUGAUAUAACGAACGUCUGUUUCAUACCUUCUACCUGAAUUGUAAAGUGAAAAAUAACAACAAUUAUUUGUGUUCAGGGACUGGCUGAGUCAAAGACCGGUGUGGGUGAUGAGGAUGUAAGAAAUACUGCUGUCAAUUUAGUCAUGGUAAGUCUUCUGGAGCCACUUUUCUUUUUGUCACCUACAGUCAAUUUUGUGCUCGUGCUUUUAGUCAAAAUAGGUUGAAAGAUACGCCUUAGCCGAGGUACGCUUUUGCCGAGAGUAAACAAUGGACAUUAUUUUUAUUACUAUUUAGGCUUUUCACUGAUAUUGUUUUUAUGGUUAUGUGACCAUCCAACCUUGAAUAGCGAGCUAAUCAAGACAAGAGUAAGAUUUAAAUCAUUGAAAAUUUAGGAACUAGAAUAGAAGGGAGAAGCUUAAACUAAAUGCACCCAAACGGAAGUUACAAAGAGAGUGUGAUUUGUUUCAUCUUUUUAAAGUACUUGUCUUCUUCUUGAUAACAGUUCUUACAUAUAAAAAGUGUCUUACGACUGGGUCUUUUUUCUAGGCUAGAUUACACUGGGGCAGAUUGUUCCAGAUUCUCAAAUGCUUCCUGGGGGCCCGUUUCUCGAAAGACUCGGAAACUUUUCAGGCACGAAGACACAUGUUAAAAUCCUAACCUGUUGAAUAGGUAGCACAGUUGCUAGCCCACAAACCAGUCAAUUUUGCCUCUUUAACUGACAGUUUCAUUGAAUUAUUUUCAAAAUUAUUGAAACUUUGAUCUUGAAUGCAAACACAACAAACACAAAACAGCUUUCCGGGCCCGAAAAGUUACCGAGACUUUCGAGAAACGGACCCCUGAUUCGUUAGAUUGGGGUAUUACAGGGCGUUCACACACUGGCUUCAAUUAAUUGGAGAAAGUCCACUCGGAUACAAAUUGUUCUGGCACUUAAGAUUCCAGAUAAAAAAUCUCUGGACACUCGACCAAACCGGGACUUGUUUUUGCGUGUAAAAAAAGAAAAACAAAUCCAGUACCAAAGUGUAAGAUCCGUCCCGAUUUCGGGAAAAUCUUCGCCAAAAUGACCCUAGCCAAGCUUACAUGUAGAAGAUUUGCUCAUGUUUGUUUAAUUACAGGGUGCUGUAACAAAUCCUGAUCCGAUUGUUCGCUGUGCCGCGGGUGAAGCUCUGGGACGCAUAGCUCAAGCUGUAGGGAGUCCUAUUUUUACAUCAAACAUAACUCAGAAGAUCUUUGAUCAGCUGAAGGCGGCUCGGGAUGCUGUAUCCAGGACUGGAUAUUCUGUUGCACUCGGUUGUAUUCACCGAUAUGUUGGAGGAAUGGCAUCAGGACAUCAUCUAAACAGCAGUGUUAGCAUACUUCUCGCCUUAGCCAAGGAUAGUUCGUCCUCCUUAGUCCAAGUAUGUUAUGUCAGCCAAACAUUUUCUUUUUUUUUCAAUCGGCGACAAAAUGAGUUGAGACAUUUCGCGCUAAAGGGGCUUUUUGACGUUUUCCUGACUUCAAAAGAGGAAAAUAUAAUUUUUCCUCCCCCAUCCCCUCCAUGCAAUUUUGUGCCGAUGUUCGAGCUAUCUUUAGAAAACAACAAACGCCCCAACUUUGAAUGGAGGGGACAGGGGAGGAGUGUGGAUUCGUAUGUUGUCUGAAGUUACCCUAUUUGAGUACAAUGUCUCAAAAACUUUGUCGCCGAUUGUGGUCAUAACAGAGACAUAUUCCAUAAAUCAAUAGACCCUUCCAGGGUUUUUUCAACUUUUGGCUGGGACCAACUAGCGAAAAUCCCUCAACACGGCUAAAAGUACCCCUUACAAUUAGUCAAGUUGCCAAGUUUAAACGUAAUUUGUUGAAAACUAGCGAAGAAGUAGCUACGCAAACUCGCCGAGUUUUACAAAGGUUUGUAUGGUGGGGGGAAAGUUUGUGCCCCCCACCAGACAUACGUCUGGAAAAUUUCGCGACUUUGUGGACCAAUAUCUUCGCUCGCUUUGGACGUAUCUGAGAAAGGCUACGGAGAGAGUACACUUUAAGCAGAUAGUCGUAAAAGUUUUGAGGUCAUCGGGGACAUGAGAAAUUUGCCAGGCCUUAAAAUCUUAAUUCAUGAAAAUUAUGAUUACUGCAAUAUGUCAAUAUCACCUUACCAUUAUUGUAAAUGACUUGUGAGUCAGGGUAAUUGUAAGAAUUUCUCUUUGCUUACCCUUAUAUUUUUUUUCUGCUUUGGGCCGGGCAUCCUAGAUAGUUGAUCAAGCUAUGUUUUUGGAAGCAAUUCCUCCGCAAAUGAUUAAAUGUUUACAUGCGCAUUUAAGAUAAUUGUCCACAGAAUUCCGAGGUAUAACGUUAUCAAGGAGGCUGAACAAUUCACUGCAUUGUGCAUGGUAAUUUAUAUGUAGGUUUGGGCAUUGCAUGCUUUGGCUCUCAUUGCCGACUGUGGUGGUCCAAUGUUCCGAAGCUAUGUUAAUCCAACCUUGGAGCAAGUUGUUGACCUUGUUUUGACCGUACCAUCUGCUAUAACCGAAGUUCACCAAUGUCUUGGGAAAUGCCUGGCUGCUCUUAUUACAUCGAUUGGUCCUGAACUUCAAGGUGAGCGGGAACCUCAAUUGUCAUCAGUCAAUACGUCAUAGAAGACACUGCACUGUUCAGACAUGUUUCGGCAGUUUGAUAAGUUCUUCUUAGGGCCUGUUUACAUGGAGUGGGGGACCCCAGUCUAGUGGGGUUGGUUUCUUUUGUUUUCACGCUCUGGAGGACACAAAACAAAAGAAACCUACCCCACUAGACCGGGGUCCCCCACUCCAUGUAAACAGUCUAAGUUGCAAAUGUUUAUGAUGGAAUUGAAUACAACAUAAACUUUAAGAACGCUUAAAACUUGGGGGUUAGACUUAACGAUGAGUUUUCUUUGUAAUAGUAUUCAAUAGUUUUUGCUUACAGUCGAUUUGCAGAAAAGUUUUAACUCGAGGAGGUGAGUUCUUAUAAGCUACAACAAAUUUAAACGACAAUUAUUGAUCUAAUGUGUUAGAAUAGUGGCCUUUUUGAAACUCCAUUCAACACUUUUUUCAAUUUGUAGGAACAUCAAAGUCAAUCCGAGACCUGCGUCUGUCAUGCGUGGUGGCCUGUGCCAUCAUGCAAAACCAUCCGGAUUCAUUAGUUCAAGCAGAAGCAAUCAACUGCCUUCAGCAGCUUCAUGUGUUUGCACCGAGCCAUAUUAACAUAGGAACUGUUGUUCGCAAAUUAUGCGUCAACCUUUCAAGCCCUCACCUGUUGUUACGGCGAGCUACGGUAGCUUGUCUUCGUCAAUUAUCGCAGAGAGAAGCAAAAGAAGUCUGUGAAAAUGCUUCCGCUGCUGCAGAGGAGCUAAAUAAAAGACGGCAGUCCAGUUAUGCUGUUGUUAUUGGCGACAAAGGCUUAGAAGGUAUAGAUUUUAGUGGUUGGUCUAGGGCGCGCUUUUGUGCAUGCUGUGCUUUUUUAACACCUUCUCCUGUAUAGAAAGGAGAAGUGGUUACGUCACGUUGCCAUGGUAGCAGGAUCUCUGGAUCUCAACCGUGGUCCUGCUGGAAAUAUGGUAGAAAAAAAGUUGACAUGUACAGUGGAACCUCGAUUUAACCAACGACUAUAUAAUGAAGUCAACGGUAUAACGAACGAUAUUCUUCGCCCCAGUAAUAGAAAACUACAGCUAUUUCGAGGAAGGUUUUUCGGAUAAAGUGCACGCUACAACCCCGAAAGGUAUUGUGGGUGGUUUUGAGUUCACGGUUUUUUCAAAGAAAAUUGAAAGAAUGGCACGAGAGGCCAUGGACAUAUGUUUGCGAGUGCUAAAGGAAAGCAACAAUAGAAGAUUCGACAGCUAUAGUGUCGGGAACAGUGUAUUGAUCAUAUCCCCUAUUACCUUUCGCGAUUGUCGCGUGCACAUUUUUUCCGACAACCUUUCUCGAAAUAGCAGUAUAUGGGAAAGAACCUCGACAUAAGGAAACUUUGUUAUAGCGCAAGUAUUUUGCUAACCCCUCCGUGGCCCUUCAUUUUAUCGAGGUUGUACUGUAUGACUUCCCCGUUCAUGAUUGCACUCAGGAACUAAAAAGUACUGUAACUUGUUUUUUAGGUGCAUUGUUUGGCAUGUUGGACACAGAGACUGAUGUACGGUUAACAUCUGAUAUUCAUGAUACUUUAAACAGCAUGCUUCAGUCUCUUGCUGCUAAUAAUCUCACUCACUGGCUGGGGCUGUGUAGGGAUGUCUUGUCGGCAUCUAAAAGCAGUAAAGGAGGAAACGGAGGGGACGCUCAAAAGAGAGAAACUGAAGAAGGUGAAAUAUUGACACUAUAUGAAUAUUUUGUUGUAAGUGAUGUUUGAAAAACCUAGACAGCGCGAUAAGACGAGACAAUUUAGAAUGCUUGAUGUUAACUCGUCAAAUUAUGAAACGGUUUAAUAUUUUAAGGAAUUAAGACAUGGCACCGUAAACUGUUUAAACAAUGCCUGACAAUUAGUAAAAAUGACUGAAACUGAAAUAAGGCCUGAUUUGGCGCUCCAUUCCGUGUAAUUGUUUUCGAACGAAAAAACUUUUUCAUUCUUUGUAAUAGUUAGUUCCCAAGACUUCAAGAACAAUGGUACGCUAAAAAAGUUGAGAGUAAGUUAGAUUUUUGUAAGUUAUGAAUAUCCCCAUUGGGAAACUGCGCACUAGUGAAGGAUGUUGAUUUGUUUUGGUUGUCCUGUGCAUUGCCCCUUUAGAAGCUGAUGAGGGAGGGGAGGGUGAUGCUGAUGAAGGAGGAGGAAUGACAGCAGGGGAGGCCCCUGAGGAAACUCAUCCCAAGGUGGAUCCAAGAUGGCCAACAAGAGUGUUUGCUACUGAAUGUAUCAAGAAAAUCAUUACCGUUUGUCAGUCAAGACAACAGGCUCACUUUGAUUUAGCACUGGCUCGUGAGAGGCGGCAGCAGACUGGAGAAGGUAGGAGUAAUUAUGUGAACUCCUAAGCCGGACUGUCAGGUGUUUGUCUGCUUUAUCUUAUAAACCUUUGUAAGUAUCUACCCUUGCAGUUUCCAAGACCGUAAAAUCCCCAGAAGGGCUUAAGCGAGUUAAAAGAUCACAUACUUCAAAGUUUGUAGCAAUAUCACGUUUAUUUUGAGACAUGAACGGCAACGCAAAAAAAAUAUUAUGUUACUUAGGUUUUCUUGAAGACCCAAUUUUAUAGAGGUUGUCCAUUUGCCAUGCAAACAGAAGAGUGGACACCUUUCCUUUAUAGGAUGUGAUUCCUUUCUCCAACAGACAUAUUCAAAAUGUAUUUCCGCUAUGUUACAGUACAUACCUCCCAAAAGGAAAUGCAGCUUGAGGAGCAUCAAAGUUGUCAACGCCAUCACUGUCAUUUCUCAACCUUUUUUUUUUCUUAUUUUCGUUGUUUUUUCAGAUUUUCUAGUCAUGCAUCUUCAAGAGCUCGUCAGAAUGGUGUUUAUCGCAGCCACAGCCAUCUGUGAUCAGUUGAAGCUAGCAGGGUUGAGCACUUUACAGGUACAUUAACCAACUCUUUUAUAUGGUGGCUCGAUUCAUUAACUCUAUAAUUAUUGACAUGUAAAGGUCUUUCUUUAGUUGAACAGUCACUUCCUCUUAACUAUUCUCCCUCCUCCUCGUCCAAAAAUAAAAAAUUCGCUCGUCUAAAGAUUUAGUGCCCUCCCCCACCCGCUGCAUUUGAUUUAGUAGUUUACAGUCCCUAUUAAGAUAUUAAGUGGGUCCCUUACGUUAGGCGAGACCCUGUUCACCGUCCUCAUACGCGACUGGACUGUCUUCUGCGUUUUAUUUUCGGCCUGUGUGAGUGUGACUUUAAUAUUCUUUGUAAAUUUAUUUCAGGAUGUUGUUAACAUAUUUGCUUCAGUUUCUGACCCUGAUUAUCCAGGUCAUGUUAUACUCGAGCAGUUUCAAGCUCAGGUGAGAGUUGUCACUCUCGAUUGUCCGUUCUGAGGUAGUUCAAUCAAUCAAUCAAUCCUUCAACUAAUCAACUUAUUUGUGUCAUAGCUUGGGAUAGGGCUGCCCCGAAUAUCCGUGUCAGAGGUUCACGUAUAAAACGCAUAAAUGUAGGCAAUGAGACAAAACAUAAUGAAUUUAUUUAGUUUUCAAUGAAAUGUUGCGAUAGAUGUACCAGAAAAUAUGAACGUAUCGUCUAAAAAUGAACUAACAAUGAUUCGCAGGGAGCAGUAAAAAUGCAGAAAAGAAGAAGAAAGAAUAACAGGGCAACUGAAAAACUUUCCGAUUGAACACGAUCUCUAAACAAAAAACUCAAGGUUUAAAUUCCCCAUUUGUAAUAACUGAAGACAAUAGCCUCGCUCUGCGUAAUUGUGGGUAAACUGUAGUAGGUCGCAAGAAGUGCGCUAACCACAGUACCUUCUUCUGUUAAACAUGAGGCGUGAUGUGUUUUUACAGGUCGGCGCUGCUUUACGACCAGCGUUUGCGUCUGACAUGCCGUCUGAUGUUACUGCUAUGGCGUGUGAGGUCAGUAAAAUUAUAUUGUGAUCUUGACCAUUGAGCUUAAAUUUCCUGUAUUGCAGCUUACAACGUACAAAGCACUGUUACGGUGGUUCCAAUCGAAUGUCAGUAAACCAAAAGCAAAGUAUUUGCAGAAGCAAAUCAACCAAUCAGCACACUCCAAGCAAGUACAUGCAUUUGAGGACUCUUUUGUAAAUCACUUUAUCAGUGAAAUUGAUAUCCUCAAUAAAGAUUAUUAUUAUUAUUAUUAACCAGUGCCGGUCAAGAGCAGGAAAAACUCUCUCGAGCAGGUCGCGAUCGGGUUAAGUUUUGUGAUUGGUUGAAAUGUUGGCGUGAGAUUGUUUUCAGCCAAUCACAAACUAUACCAAUGAAUGAAAAGUCAAGCUUCUCUUUCUACUUUCACACUGAUCACGCCGUAUAGCACACGUUUACUGCGUUGAGAGCCUUUCAAGUUUUGGGCCUGUUAUCAGUGUUACAAGCAUGUACUUCUUGUGAACGUGAUAUUAGAUAUGAGCUUUCACAAUUAACUGUGUAUAGAAAUUUAUAUGUGAUUUUUUUCACUCAUGCCCUUUUUAAACCACAAUUUAGUAGAGGUAUUCCAUGGAUUAUCUUUGUUUUUUGUGUUUUCAGGUCUGCAGUGCAUGGAUUGCUAGCGGCAUUGCACGAGACUUGAAUGAUGUACGCAGAAUUCAGCAACUGUUAGUAACUAAGCUCUCGAAAGUUGGACAAGCAAAAGAUUCUUCUUUACAGCUGUACAAUGAGGCUGCCACUACAAUGGAAAAGCUUGCUGUUUUGAAAGCUUGGGCAGAGGUUCUGUUUAUUUGAUUUUAUUGUGUAUUAUUUUCAGUUUUGUAUGAUCGGUAGAACUCAGCUUAGAUACAUUGUCCAUGUUGUACAUGGACAUAAGCUCCCUUAUGGAGACUGAAUAUGUUGCCAAUAUUCUUUGUAUUCUUGUUAUGGAACAUGACCAAUUGAUCGUACCCUUGGUGAGACGUCUUGUUGUUUCAAAGAAGCUAAGUUUUUCAUUGUUAAUGCAGUUUUGGCUUUCACUAAGGGUUCACAGAACUGCCUAAAAGAAAUAUCAGGGUGCUCGGAUUGGCAAAAUUGGAGAAGUUUUAAGCGGAUUACGUAGAGGAGACCUUGUAAAAAACGUCCGUCUGAUUUAAAGUUCAGGUCCCGGUUGUUCACUAUCCAGUGGAUUGGUAUUAGGGAAGGCAUUUGCGUUAUCCACUGGAUAGAGAUUUAUCCCGUAAAUACUGUUAUCCAUCUUUCGAACAACUGGGCCCUGAUCUCUUGAUUACUGGCUAUGAAAUCAAGCGCGCGGAAACCGGUGAUAUACCUAGUCUCACAAGAGUAAUAUUUGCUGUGUUGAUAUCAGGUGUACAUAGUUGCCAUGAAGCAGCAGGAUAGUCCGACUCCAUCGAGUGCAGGUGAAGAGGAAGACUUUACAGAAUCUUCUGGCAGCCUUUUGGAGUUAGUGCAACCAGAAUUAAAAUCGCUUAGUAAAUACUGGCUCGGAGCUCUGAAGGAUCAUGCGCUUCUUGCUUUGCCGGCCGAAUAUUCAUCUCAGCUGCCACCCCAGGGCGGGAUGUUUUACAGGUACCGUAUUAACCUUUAGUCUUAAAUGAUACAGAUGGAACAGUUGUUGAUAAGAAAGAUGUCCUCAGCAUGACAUAAGCACUGGGCAAUGAUUUUUGCCCAAUAAUAAUUAGAUCUAGGGUCUCUGUUAACUAGUGGGUGUUCAAUGCACAAUUUUGUUGAUGUUUUUGUUUUAAUUAGUAAGCUGAAAAUGGAGACGCAACUCAGAGCGAUGAAAUUUAGAGUUGCAGUUCUACUUUAAAUCACGCUGAGUUAGAAAAGUUUUAGAAUUUCUUUACGUAACAAUAUUUGCUUUGUUGAUGUGCUGUAGCCCUGACUCUAUGGAUCAAGCCAAACCUCAUUACCAGAGUAGUUGGCCUUCUGUUGUUCAUGCAGCUUCUUUGUGGUUAAAUAAUGGAGGAUUUGAGAGCAUAAAGCGUGAUAUGGAACAAGGUAAGUUACCAAGGUAAAUGAAUGACCUGGGUUUGACAUAAUGAUGAAUAUUUCACGUUUGUCAAAAUAAACCAAACAAAAACAACAACAACAGCUAACUAACUAACGUUACUAAGAGAGGAAUGCACUUGACAGUUUCAAGAAUUGACGAAACUUCGGCCUUUGAAGUGUGCCCAAACCAACUUGGCUAGAGACACCUUCAAGGUGGAAUUAAAAUUUGUGACAUGUUGAUUUUAGAGGAGAUGGGGAAACUGGAGAAAUAAGCAAAGAAGAGAAUCAACCCACAAAAGAUGUGUGCCGAGUGCGCGACUCGAACACAGGAUACAUUGGUGGGAAUUCUUUCAACACUGUGCCAUCAUCCCUGCUCCUCAUACCACCCGACGCUUACGUUAAUCACAAGGCCAGGAAAAUCGUUCCUGAAUACGAACUUAUAUUUAUCUCUUAAGUUCUUUUUUAUCAGCUUUACUGCGGUCAGACAAUUGUCCCUGGAACCACUUCUUCGAGAACGUAGAGUUUUAUGACGGAGUUGGGAGGCGGGAAGAACUAACUGUAGAGUGGCCUUUGUUCUUCCAGGGUUAUCAAGCGGUUCUUUAGAAAUUAACACUGGACCAGUGAUCACAACUGCUAAGACACCAACAGAAGUCAACGCCGAUUACUUUCAUUUACUGGUGGGGAUCUGCAUGGAGUCUUUGUGUUCAUCUAGAGCGACGCAACCUAACAGUACUGUGUCUGCCUGUCUGAGUGCAUUCUACAGUUUGCUAGAUUCACAAUGGGCGAGAACACUCAUUGGAAAAGAACAGGUGAUGUCAACAAAAUGUUUUAUUUUUCUUCAAAUAUGAGCAUUUAAAAGAUUCGUGAAUUCGGACCCUGAUUGUUUCUUUUUGUUUUGUGCGUUUGCAUUGGCAGAGUACUGUGAGAGUGGCGUAAUUACUGUGGUCAGUGUUUUUCUUGUUUUAAAUAUCUAAAACAACAAAGAUUAGCAAGUAGUCUAUGCCAAAACUGCAGGGAGUGGUUUCAUUUCUGUGAUCACUCCAGAGUAUUAGAGUAGUUUUGGCCCCCCUUGACUGUGACUGACCCCCGUUGAAUACUUUGUUGUCAAUGCGGUUGUUGGUGUAGUCUGUAGUAAUCUACCACUACCGUUGUCUCUUAAAUAAUCCCCCCUAGAAGGCUUAUACAGUAUUCUUUCCAGCUAUUUUCGAGAGGGAGGGUGACCCAUGGUUGUUAAAACUCGAUUUAUCAGUCAGCUGUAUUUUAACGAACCUUUGAGUGAACAUAAUUGAAUAAUUUGUGGCCGUUCAAUAACGGGAAGCGUAUUGGAGUGGGGGAGGCUUAAACGAGAGAGGUUACAGUAAAUUAAAAAAAAAAAUUACCUUUAAAUUUUGUUUCCAAGCAAGUCAUAUCUCCAUGUUUUCCUGUUUUUUCUUGGCAGAUUCUUGGCGUUGAGUUGCUGAGUGUGUUACACAGAGUGCUGCUUACACGAGAGUCACUUGAUAUUCACUUUGCUGCAAUCAGGGUUGUUAGCCAGAUUAUUAAAGCAGCACAGGAAUCAUUAGACAGCAAAAAGGCUGCAAAUGCUGAGUACGUAACAUGUCACUUUAUUAUAUCAAUUAUAAAGAAUGACCAUAUAAAUAAAUUUAGUUAUAUGAACAGCUGUAACAGCGGUAGAAUUUCUUCCUGGACCUGCUACAAUUGUUAUAGUCUUGUUUUCCCCUUACACCUUUCCCUUACACCUCUCUACUGUGAAGAGACAGAGCUUCCGCUUAAGGGAAGUUCCUUGCGUGCCCACUAAACCAGUUAAGAAUGUUAAAAGACUUUUGGAUUGUACCGUAUAGUUGUAGCUGCUUGCUUUGUUGUUUUGCAAGUCACCAGACAAAAUAGAGUAUUAGAAAUUAUUUUGUUUCUUUCUAAAGCACCAGUGAAAGCAGUGGAGAGGAGAGUGAAGGAGAAGAAGAUUUGACGCCUGGCCGAUCUUUGGUGUUUGGUGUCAUGGAGAUUUGUAUGUGUGUACUCAGAAGGCAGCUGCCAAAUCUCCUCCCGUCAUCUGCUUCUAAUCAACAGCCAGUGUUACUCGUAGCCAUUGGCUCAGGUUUCAAAUGUAAGCCCGAUUACUUUUUGACUGUAGUUCGUGAUAGAGCGCCUCUGUAUACCCAUCAAUUUGUCCCAGUAAACGCGUUUGAGAGCCUGGUAUCGCGACCGUCAAGGCAGUAGGCGUGCCGAAUUCCAGAAUGUGGCAGGGUGGGGCUCACUUUCGUUGAACUGACUAAGACGAGGCUGGAUACUCUUGGACGCGGUAACAACUCCCACUCGACGACGUGUCGUGCCACAAGGGGGAGGAAAACGUUGGUUAACUGGUGUGUUUGGCCGGCUAAUUGACGUACUCAGUGGGAGUAAUAGCGAUGGCCUGACGCCGUGCUGAAACAGCAACAACAACGAAAAACAACAAUUGUAUUUGUAAUUACAAAUUUUGAGGAGAAGCACGGUCUACAGCUAGAAAAGCUAUUCAAGGCGGACAGUGUAUGCAACUAUAAGCUCUUUAAGGCAGAUGUAUUGAUUGCGGAUUUUACUCAUGACGGUUCAGAUGCUUUUGUUUUUAACCCAUUAACAGGCCGUUUUUGAUAUACCUUAAUAUUUUGGUAACUUCAUAGUUGUGGUAUUCUAAGAAAAGGCUUGUUGGAUUGUAUUUUUUAUUUUCUUUUUCUCUGCAUUGUUAUUUCCUAGCCUUAACAGAGCAGAGUUCUAAAUUGAUAUGUGAAGCAGUGUCCAUCCUGCCAGCAGUAACCGGCCUGUGCACUCCAGAAGCUUCAGUUAAUGUGUUACCAAGUGUACUGUACCUUCUGACUUGUGCGUUACGUGAAGUUGCGUUAAUCAUGGACUCCUCGUCACAAAAGGCUAGAUCAGCUAUACUACAAGCUUUGAAACAGCUUACCACCUCACCAUAUACGCACAAUCCUAAAUGCUCCAAGGACUGGAUUGACUUGCUUCAAAGGUUGCUCUCUUAUUGAUAAUUUGUACUCUAAGUAGUAGAUGUUUUACUCUGCAGAGUGGAAGAAAAACCGGAUAUUCACUGAGCAAAAUACCCUUGGUCUAAAGUCAAUUUGUAUUGCAAGGUGUUAUUCAUUGUUUUUUUUCUGUCUAUCGUUUGUCCCAGGCCAUCCAUUAGCGACCGUAUAAAGCAAUGAGAACGUUGACAUCCCGGAAGUUUUCCAGGACUCGAAAGAAAACUUGGAAUCCAGCAUGUCCUUUGGGCAAGCAGCCUUGCUAUUCUUUUGUCCCAGGGCCACUUCUUUCUUGACUUAGUUAAUGAUUUUGUUAGAGGAUGACUUUCCUGGACUCUUGCCCACUUGGCGAGUAAGCUUAAGUUACUUGCACAGCAAGAAAAUCUACUUGUCCCAGAUUACGGGACGGGAAUGUUUUCGAGCCUUGUUUUCAGACAAAAGCGUUGUAUUAAGUAAGAAACCAAACUUCCGGUUGCUAUUAUGAUGUCCAGGACGUCAGUGUUAUCGUUGCUUUAGCUUACUUCUUUGUCAUUUAUCGCGACAUUUCGAUCACCUACUGUUGGUCUUCAUCAGUCGAUGGUGUCGCUUGCUGAAAGGGACCAUAAGUAACGCCCUAGUUGCUUAUGAUUGAUGCAGUGCCAACCCCACUCAUGGUCAGUUUGCUCGGCAAAAAGGGCCAGCAAGAAUCUUGUUAUGACAAAGUCAAUUUGUAACUUAAGCCUGGUUCUCAUAUGCCGCCGAUGUAUUAGCAACGUAGCCGACAGUACCGCCUGGGACACUUCUCGAACGAAUGAGAACAUGCGCCGCCGGCAACUAGAGCCAUCGCAGAGAUUUACCGCCCGCAUGCCUGCGAAGUUGAACUUGGGUCAACUUCGCAGGCUUGCCGGCAGUAAAGACUGGGAUGACCAGUGUUGCCACCCACUUCUGUUCUCAUAUCGGAACAGUAUCCCAGCCGGGCAGUACCGGCGGUCACGUCGCAGGUGGAUCCGCGGCAUAUGAGAACCAGGCUUUACUUAUCGCUUAUUUAUGAUCUUUUCAUUUGACAGUGCAUUAGCCACAGUGCUGUCGGAUGCUAAAGCCAAUGUAGGUAAUACACCAAACGUAGCCGCUCCGCAGUCAGUUGCAAUGGAUGACAGUGUUUUCAUGUUAGCAUUGGCUAUCUUUAUUCUCUCUGCACCCAAAGAAAUUGUAUUGGCAUCAGAUCUACAGAGCCAAUGCAUCAAUGUAUUUAACAGGUGUAUCACAUCGACUAACAUCCAGGUCAGUAGGUUAUUUUAUCGAUCUUUUAGGGUUCGUGCAAAAAUCUUUUACUAGGAAAUGUAAAAAACGUUAUAGUCACAGAAUUCGCGGCUUUUCUGUAAAUCGAUUGGAAAUGGUUCUCUUUUUACCACAUUUGCAGUAACCUGACGGCUGCGCGCUGGCAUAAUUCGAUGUCAAUUGUUUUGUGUUUUGGACCCUUUUCAUGUGAGCCGGGCUUGCCGUCUUUACUGGGAUAACUCUGAGCUCUGGGUAUCAUGUGGCGGGCCGGCCCGGGUUAAGGGCAAUAUCUGGCUCGGGGGUCUAAACUGUCCCUUAAAUUGCUCCUGCAUGACGAAUUCGUCGAAUAAUCUUCUGUUCGCUACGUUGCUUUGUUGUGUUCUGUGUUCUAUGUUUAUGCAGUUUCAUGUUCUGUUAUACGUCUACACUCUUAACGGCAACAAUCUGAAAAUAUUGAUGACUUAAUUCGGUGGGAACGAAUUUUAAUACCUUUUCUCUUGCUGGCCCCUUGUUAGCUGUCCCCCUGGUGUGCUUCGCCCAUGAGAUGGAACGCAUCGGGUUUAUAGUCCACAGGAUUUGGAGGGAGUAUAAUCAAAACCUUAUUGAAGUCUCAAAACUGACCAAUACCAAUCUUCUCCUAACAAUAUUAAUACGUAAUGAAAAGAAGAGGUUAGGAGAAUUAUCAAAAUGGUCACCAAAGAGAAAAUGUAUUGAUCUUUGAUCAAAUUCUCUAUGAAAGAAUUCUUGAAGGAGAUCAGUUUGGGGACUUUGUAUGAGGAUAUUGGGGGGGGGGGGGGGGGGGGGGGUGAGGGUUAACCUUUUUUUGGUAAAAAUUAAACAAAAAAUUGGAAUUUUUUUUUCCUCUGGGGGUCUAGACCCGGGCCUAAAAAGGGGAAGGCAACAGGUUGAACCCCCAUAACCACAACAACGCGGGUGGCGUCUUUCGCGUGGAAAAAAACAACAAUGUGGGGAGGAAAAAAAAAAAAAUUUUUGAUAAAAAAAAAAACGCAAAAAUAAACUCUUCUCAUAAAAAAAAAAAAGAGAAAAAAAAAAAAAAAUGAAGAGAAAAAAAAAAAAUAUACCAAAAAAAAAAAAUUUUUUUUUUUUUUUAAUAAUUUUUUUAAAAAAAAUUUUGGGGGGAAAUUUGGGGGGGGUUUUUUGUAGGGGGGUGGGGGGGGGGGGGGGGGGGGGGGUGCGUGAAGGGUUAACCUUAUUUAGUUAGAACUGAACUACGAAUUUGUAAUUUGUAUUCCACUGAGUGACUACGACCAGGCCUCAGUUGUUCAAAAGCUGGAUAGCGCUAUCCAUCGGAUAAAUCACUAUCCAGUGGAUAAGUAUUACGGAAACCAAUUGCAAUAUCCAGCAUUUGAACAACUGAGGCCAGAUAUUUAAUUUCUUCUUUUCAGAUUCAGCUCAAGGCAUUACAAACAUUAGAGUCGGUGUUUCAGUGCAGAGAGCGCAAUGUUGCUUUUCCCUUUAUCAACGCUUUAGCUCCUCAUAUUAUGAUGAUUUUAAAUAACAUGUGCGUGAACAAGCCAACAAGGGAGGAUCAGUUGACAGUGACCUUAGAAGCCAUCAAAAUAAUGGAGAUUUUAGUGGAUCUAACAGAGGACCAUCUAAGUAUGUUUUUUUGUUUUCUUAUUUUUUUUUUUAAAUUUCAGAUCGUUGUCGAUAUUCUAGGCUAGUCGAUAAUCCAUUAGACCUUUAUUUAGUCAUCGUACUCAAAUAUACUGGCACAAUGGGUGCGGUGAAUGAUUCACAGUUCGCGCUAGUUAUGAGGAGUAUCAAAGAUCUACUGCUUUGCUUGUCAUUGUUUCAAUUCAGUAGUGACUAAUACUAUUGAGACAGAUUGCACUACACUAGCUGUUCAAAAUAGUAUUAUGUUAUUUACAGUAGACUGUAGAAUAGAAAUGCAGUAAAUAAUAGUUAAAGGAUUAGAUUAAAUUUUUUUUAUCAAGGUCCUAUGGAAGGCAGCAUUGACGUUGUUAAAGUAAACUAGUAACAAUAACAGUAAACAUAUCCUCCAAAUUCAGAUACAGAAACACAGGCAUGAAAGAACCUGUAAUGUUCUGCUUUAGGCUGAUUGCGUAGUGAAAAAUCAGCCUGGAGAGAUUAUAAGAAGGUCUCUACAUGACCCCCCUCCAUCUUGAUUUGCCAAAAUUUAACCUCAAAAUUUGUCAGUAGUCUUGUAGGAACGGAAUUAUCCGUUUUGGUUUUCCAAGUAUAACCGUAUGAUUACGUUAUGGUUCAGUGAUGUCAUAUGCGAGUUUCCCCGUGUCAAUCAACUUAAGAGCUUCGUGAGACAACCAAUCAUCACUAUUCCUAAUUUCAGUGAGCCAAUAAAGAAACAUGACAUCGUCGGGUUAGGGCUAGAAAAAACUCCAAACCUGAAAAACCGGUUAUGCAAGGCGCAUCAUAAAAAAAACGUGUCGUCACCUAAUCUAAAUAAAGUAUAUAUUUAUGACGUCAACAGCAUUAAUGUAUUUUGAGAUGCCAGCGAAAAAUACCGAUAACUUGGUCCCUGUUGUACUGCUCUAUUUCACAUGGCAUUAUCUCGCGUGAAAUCGAUUAAGAGUGUGUAUCGGGGCUGUGACGUUUACACUCUUGUGACAGAUUAAAGUUCCUUUACAUCUCUGAGAGGAAACAACGUCUUUUUUCCUGAAAGGUUCAAAGUAAUAUCUUAACUUUAUUUGUGUGCCACUUGCAUGACUUUUACCUCUUUUGUCGCUACAAGAAAACAUUGAUUCUAUUUUGCUCUUUUAUUUCAGAAGUGCACAUGCUGGGCUUACUUGUUCCAAUCCUGGUCGCUUUACUUUUGGACAGUGCAAGCCUUCCGAAAGGAAGCAAAAUAGCUAAAACCCUUCACGAACAGGCCUUACAGAAACUUAUGAAAAUUGGCCCCAAGUAUCCAGACCCCUUCAGGACAGUCAUGACCUCGUCACCAGACCUCAAGCCACGCUUGGAAGCUGCAGUGCGAGCCAAUCAGACUUUGGUCAAGCCUAAACAGCCUGCAGUCCAACCUAAAGUGGCUCCUGCUAAACCAUCAAUCAAGCUACGCAUGGACUUUAGUAAUUAUAAAUAGAACCCAUGCGUUUAAUACUGGAAUUUAAACCGAAAUAAUUACUCCACGGAAUCACACCAGACUGCAACAAUUAAAUACGUUGAAUAAUCUUUCAAUUAUAGCUAAAGUUAACUGUAACUGGUCUUUUGUUCCGCACGUUGUUGGUUGAGAAGCAGCGGUCGGUAACCAAUCACAAAUUGUAGUUAUGCUCAAGGAUCGAGAGAUUGCUUC
Porites evermanni is the source of this 26433-nucleotide messenger RNA. Lineage: Eukaryota; Metazoa; Cnidaria; Anthozoa; Scleractinia; Poritidae. The record is from the annotation of a GenBank genome assembly.